Messenger RNA from Clarias gariepinus (North African catfish), 6328 nucleotides. RefSeq names its product nuclear receptor coactivator 7 (gene ncoa7b). The coding region runs from base 429 to 2927 and encodes 832 amino acids. Gene Ontology annotation, biological process: response to oxidative stress; regulation of transcription by RNA polymerase II. The transcript has 16 exons. The record is from RefSeq and is a predicted model, not a curated record. NCBI's taxonomy places the organism in Eukaryota, Metazoa, Chordata, Actinopteri, Siluriformes, Clariidae. Gene Ontology annotation, cellular component: nucleus.
AGAAGGUGGAGUUUGCAGACUCCUAUCACUAUGUCUGCAUAUUAACUCAUUACAUUUGUAAACAGAGAGAGAGAAAGAGAGAGAGAGAGAGAGCGCUAACACCAGGGCUUCCAUUUGCGCUAGCUUUGGAUGUGUUUAGAUGUUGAUCUCAACACGCCAGCCGUGGCAUGUUAGCUCUGUAGCGGCUGGCUAAACGCCUCUCUCUCUCCAUCUUUACUGGAGUGUAUUAAAGGAGGGCGCGAGGACGGUGACUGAAAAGCGGCGGAAAUAAAAUCAAAACAGAAAAUCCUAAGCUAGCUGUCGUGCUAAUAGGCUGAUAAUGACUCGAGAGAAGAUGUAGCUUCAUAGAUAAAUAAAUGUUGACCAGGAGAGGAGCUGAAACUUCUGGACUUGUUUAUCUGUAAAAGUCAUCAGUCAUCUUUUCCUAAAUGGAGAAAAAGGAGAAGAGGCCCAGCUACUUUGCCAGGCUGAAGAAGAGGCGGCAGCUGAAGCAGGGCCAAUCAGAGAGAGCUGUGGGUAAGGACAACCAGUCAGACUCAGAUUUAAAGGGAUCAGUCAUCUGUGAGCCCAAUCCUACGACGCAGAUCGAAGAGAAAUACCGAGAAAGUGACAAGUCCAGUAAAACUGAGAGAAAUCUGAGUGGGGAAUCAGUCGAAAAAUGCCAUUCCAAUGAACAGGCCAAGAAAGAGAAAAGAAGGCCUCCAGGCACUGUGGAGUACACUGUUGGCUCUAAGGAUACCUUAAACUGCAUUGCGCUGAAGUUCAAUAUCACCCCAAAUAAACUUGUACAGCUGAACCGUCUCUUCUCUCGCAGCGUGGUUCCAGGACAGAGACUGUUUGUCCCUGAUGUGGGGCAGUCAGAGCUAACCAGUGAUCUCUCAGAUGCUGGAAACGUGGCACCAUCAGAAAAAGAUUUCCCGAAUGACAAAGCAAUGCGCAGGCUGAGACAGCGUGAACUCUCUCCCCCCUCUGAGGAUGAGAGCCCGGCCAAAUUCCUCAAGAUGAGCUGCAAGUACUUUACUGACGGCAUGGGAGUUGUUGGCGGUGUGAUGAUCGUGACCCCAAAUAACAUUAUGUUUGACCCUCAUAAGUCGGAUCCUCUAGUGAUCGAGCAUGGGUGUGAGGAGUACGGCCUCAUCUGCCCAAUGGAAGAGGUGCUGUCCGUGGCCCUGUACGAUGACGUGUCCCGCAUGCAGCUCAAGGACGCUCUGCCGUCUGACAUACCUCAGGAUCUGUGUCCAUUAUACAGGCCAGGUGAGUGGGUGGAACUUCCAUCUGAGCAGGAUCUGAACCCCUUCAGCCGCUACGAGGCCCUUGGCAAGCCCAGACGCCCUAUCGUGUUAGAUGACAUCGAGACAGAGUCUGAUUGCCCUCCUGCAGACAAAUCUCCAUCCGAUGAAGGCUUCACUGAGCUUGAGUUGUUACAGAAUGACUCAGGAACCGAGAACGGAAGCAACGAAACAUCUCGCAUCAGGCCCGAGACUGUGAACACUACCUUUCCAAGUCUGGAAGAGGCAUCCUUACAAGAUCUGAGUGAUUCUGUCGAAACGAAAAUGAGGGUGCUGGUCCUCACAGACCAGACAGUAGAGACAGUAAGGUCAUGUCAUGCAGAGCAAGUAGAGGCAAUGGAUAAAGACCUUCAUAAUCGUUCUACAGAUGAGAACACAGAGCUGGGCUUAGAGGAGGACAAAAACAGCCCACUGCACACUGGAGAUGAGCCGAGUGAAAAAGUUACUCUAGUGCAUGAGUUGAAAGAUGACGAGGGCUUAACUAAUGCCAAGUUUCUCAUUAAUGAUUCUUCACACGUGGAAGAGGUCAUAGUAGCCGAGGACCAAAAAAUAUUGGAAAGCUCUGGUGAUGUAACUGCGGAUUCUGGGAAAUGUAGUUCUUUGGGACCAAGCUUUGAAGAUGAUAAGGAGACAAUAAUGAGACCAAAUGAGCUGAGUAAGAAGGAAGAAGAUCUGCAAAACAAUGAAACUGAGAUGUCCUGGCUGAUGAAAAGGAUGCAGGGUCCAAUUGAAGAUAUGCUACUCUCUGGAGAGGAGAAAAGCAAGAAGCCACCCAUGUUCCUCUGCUUUAAAGUGGGAAAGCCCAUGAAAAAAUCCUUCGCCAUCGGUCGAACUUCUAGCCCUACUCACUUCUUCGGGAGCAGAGGGAAGCACCCAGAGUACUGGUUUGCAGUUCCUCAGGAACGGGUGGACCAUCUCUACUCGUUCUUUAUCCAGUGGUCUCCCGAUGCCUAUGGGAAAGAUGCACAGGAGCAAGGCUUCGUCGUCGUGGAGAAGGAUGAACUCAACAUGAUCGAUAACUUCUUCAGUGACCCGGUGCCCAGAAAUUGGGAGAUCAUCACCAUGAACGAAGCAAGGAGGAGGCAGAGUUUCGGUACUUUUGAAGACGAGGACCCGCUAGAUCUGUUGUCGGUUCUGUUGGACCCCAGCACGAUAUUUGAGGAUACACAUGUUGAGAAGUUAGCUGCUCGGCUCCCGGCUCGGGUUCAGGGCUACCAGUGGAGGCUGGCCUACAGCACAGUGGUGCACGGAACCAGCCUGAAGACUCUCUACAGGAACCAGGGGGAGCUGGACUGCCCCGUGCUGCUGGUCAUCAAAGACAUGAACAAUCAGGUUUUUGGAGUUUUCUCCACUCACCCAUUCAGAGUUAGUGAACACUAUUAUGGCACUGGGGAAACCUUUGUGUACACCUUCAGCCCUGAAAUUAAGGUGUUCCGCUGGACUGGUGAAAACUCCUACUUUGUAAAGGGAAACUUGGACUCUCUCCAGAUCGGAGGUGGAGGGGGUCACAUUGGUUUGUGGCUGGAUGCUGACCUGUAUCAUGGAGCCACCUGCAAAUGCGCAACCUUUAACAACCAACCACUGGCAUCGCAACAAGACUUCACUGUCCAAAAUCUGGAGGUCUGGGCCUUUGAGUGAAGUCCACAAAUGUAUCCUGAAAUACACACCCACACACACAAUCACACACACACACCUUAGCAUACCAUGCACCGUAUAUACAAAACAAACCCGAUGAGAAGUAAUAGAAAAUGCUGGAGACAUGGUUUUCUGCUGGUUAUAGUAUGUAGAAACAUUAUGGAACACUAUUCCAAAGAACGGCACUAGUUUUGACACGAGACCAAACUGUUGGUUGUGUGUUAAGCUCGUUUUAGGUUGGGAUAGAUGAUUGAGAGAGAGAAGCAGGCUUCUGUUUGUGCCUCACUUAGACUGCCUUAAUAAUGCACACCUAUCCCAGCAUGCAAUAGCAUAUACAAGCUCCGAAUAAAUAUAUAACCCUUAUCGGCUGUGACUGCAGAGCCUUAGCCAUAUUUAUCACAUUCAUGUUACAGAAUAACUCAAUUGGUUUUUCACUCUCCAACCUUCUGUGGACUUGUCAAACAGGGACCGUGAUGUUGUUUACAAAAAAGGAAAUUGAGACCAGUUUGGUUGUGAUUUAGGGGAUUUGGUGAGUCUUCGUUUGACUAAAAGCACGAGUGGCGUGAAUGAAGUACUGUAUGGAAUGCCGUCCGUGUGAAACACAUUCCAUUUGAUAAAACAGAACGAUUGUCUCGACCAAAGCGUUUUAUUUAUGCCUUUUCAUGUGAUUUUUUUUUUCCUUUUUUUUUUUAUUAUUGUUUGUGUGUUUUAAUAUUUAAAAUCUUUUAAAUUGAAAGUUAUAUCUAUGUAUUUCAUGUAUGUAUGUAUGUUUUGAGAUUUCUGUUCACUUGAGUUUUUUUGUGAAUUUCUAUGAUUUUCUAUUGUAAAGACCUUGUUUGGUCGACACUAAGCUGAAAAAACGUGCACAUGGUUGAAGUAAUGUCAGUAUUAACAUUGUGAGUUUCACUGUUGACUGUUUCACUGUGGUAGUGUUACAGGUCUCCAGGUCUAUUGCACCAAUAUAUUCUUCACAAUGCGGUCUGUGUGUAGGAGAGGGUCAAGUCAGUGCUUCAGUGAUGAAUCGUUGCGUCAUGAGUACAAGCAAGCAUCGACAGUUUACCGCUAAUUGUCCCUGCAUGCUUCCAUUAAUUGUUUGUUGGCAUUUUAACCUUCCUGGUGAUUUCAGUUUUUUUGGUCUAUUAUGCUCUACAGUUUGUUCAAAACAAAAGCUGUGAAUUAUUGGAUAAUUAACAUAAUUAAGCACUAUUUAGGUGUAUGAACUUUACUAACUUCUGCUUAUUAUACAACCUUGGAAAGGUGUGUUGUCUCCUGGUUUUGACUCUGAUGAUUUUUGACCGACUCUGAACUAACUAAAUUCGGUAAUGGUGUCUCUGUCACACGGUUGAAGGUUGGGUGGAAGGUCAUCACUAUGGUAGGGGAAUCCCUUUCUCAUCCUAACCCAGACUAACACCAGAUAUAACUGUAUUGGUGUGCUUGGUCCACUUUUAAUUAAGCUUCGUCUCCUCAACGUGAUCGUGAUUGGUCAGUCCAGUUCAAUACAGCGGUAUGUGCACUAAAAUCCUGCUAAUAUUUAAACAGCUCGCUGUGUUUAAACGUCAAACGUGAAAAGGGAAAUAAACGUGUACAAAAAAUACAUUUCACUUACAGAUGUUCCAAAGUGUUUGCUGCUUGAAUCCAAAUCAUUUCCAGUUUUUAUUUCACUUCUCUUAACCGCCGAGGGCGGUGUGGCGUGCAAACCCCGGAUGUGUGUGCUCAUACCCUGAGAUCUUCCAGUAAGGUCACUGUAUGAUGCAGUACUUGCUAUUACUUCCACCGUUGUCUUCCUCCAUCGUGCGCAUGACCGACUAAAUGAACAGGGUGGAGCUUUUUGCUUAGGAGGUUGUGUGCUUUUUUUUCUUUUCUUUUUUUUUUCUGGCCGUCCUCCAAAGCCAGGAUUAGCUUCCAUGAAUUUCUUAUCCUGGCAAAUGUGUGUUUCUUCCAUACUACAUGCACUGUAGUGGUGUUGUUUAUUACCACCCUGUCUGUUACCUUCAAAUAGCCCACAUUCCCCCUCGGUACAGCAGAUCUCCUCGCUGCGCCUCACACAUGCUAAUUUUACUGCAUUUGCAGCUUUUUGGACAGUGCAUGUUGUGGUUCUCUCUGGAAUAACCAAUAGCUUACAGGAGACGCAUGCACACCUUUGGCCUUAACAUGUAUAUCCUCCAGCAAUUUGUGAAGGUUUUAGGCUACAAGUCCAACUCCAAUAUGGCCAACCAGAUCAGGGUCCCUCUGGUCUUUUCAUCAGCCCAGCUUCCUUCUCUCUGCAGAUAUGCUGUCUCAGCAGAUUUCUCAGAAUUCUGACAUUUUAGCGACAGCUAAAUCACACCAAGUCUUAGUACUUUUAUAUAUGGGGGUAUAAUGCUUUUACUUUUCAUAGUAUUUCUUUUUGGAGCCUGGUAUGGAACUCCCCCUAGUGCUGGAGUCUAUUAAAACCCCUCAUUAUGGGUUUAUUUGUAAAUUGGGUCCAGCUUGUACUGUUAACCCACUGGGUGGUGUAGGUUGAGCUAUAGACAGGCUGAACAACCUGAACCCCCUGCUGGGACUAAGAAGUCUAACAGAAUCUUCUCGGGCUCAUAUGGAAUGAAAUCGCUACAUAAGCUACAAGUCCACGCUUCUGGUACCAUGCAUACGGUUAACCCUGUCCCUCUUGACUAUGUCUCAUCAUUGUUUAAGGUUUUUCUGUUGCUCUUGGUAGUGAUGGGACAUUACCCCGAUGCUACACCCAAACAGGGCAUCAUGGUGGCUUAGCGGUAAACACUAUUGCUUUGAACAUCCAGGGCUGGGGUUUCAAAACAUGCCUCAUAGUUUGUAUAUGCAUGGAGUUUGCAGGUUCUCCCUGUGAUUGGUCAGUUUCCUCUCACAGUCCAAAGACCUGUGACUGGCUUUUUUAAAAUUGCCCAUAAAGUAUGUGCAAUUGUGUAUGCAAUGAGUUAGUGCCCCAUUCGUGGUGUACCCUGCCCUGGCCCCUAAGUUCCCUGGGAUAGGCUCCAGUCCCCCAUUACCCUACACAGGAUAAGCAGUACAGAUAAUGGAUAGAUGGAUACAUUCCGACAGCCCCUAGUGAUUAGCAGAGGUAAAACAGAACGCUAAGGUAUAAACUACAUGAAGUUCCUCACCCAUUGUCUUCGCAAGAAGGUGCAGAUGUCUAUGUAUAUGAAUUUGUGUUUAUAGCUGAUACUACAUCAUACGUCACUACUAAAUGACCUUACUGUGAUUUCUCUGCAUGCCUGUACAGUGCACAACAUGGUAUCCAGGUGUUUCAGGUUUUCCACACCACCUCUGGCUCUUAGCAGGGGUUUACAGAGUCGUAAGUGUAAACUUGUAUGUUAUCAUCAUUGAAUGUUCUAUUUAUUGUCGCUAUGCUGAAUUGAAUUGAAUAAAUGUAAUAAAUAUAUAACAUGAGA